Molecule: messenger RNA, 1573 nt
Organism: Adineta steineri
Lineage: Eukaryota; Metazoa; Rotifera; Eurotatoria; Adinetida; Adinetidae
Source: the annotation of a GenBank genome assembly
AUGAUCAAGGGAAAAUCAACAAGAAAUGCAUCAGCAGUUUCAAAAGGUGCAGAAAGUCGUCAACGUAUCAAUCUUCAGCAAAUGCAAAAUGUUCUUUUAAUCUGGUUAGACAACAAUAUCGACGAGAACAAUGACGAUUGCCAAAAUACAAUCAUAAAAUUACGACGGGCUGUAAACGACACCAAUACAUUUACAGAUGUUGAUCAGUGCUUUGAGUUCAUUGAAACAGUUGUCGAUAAAAAGGCAUGUAUAAUCAUAUCUGGAUCACUUGGACAACAUUUUGUGCCUUUUGUGCACAAUAUGUCCCAAGUUGAUUCAGUAUUUAUCUUUUGUGACAACCGAAAAUAUCAUGAACAAUGGACCAAAGAUUGGCCUAAAAUAAAGGGUGUCUUCACAGAUAUUACACCCAUCUGUGACGCACUUAAGGAAGCUGCUCAUCAAUGUGAGCAGAAUGCCAUUUCCAUGAGUUUCGUGGGAUCUAAUAAAAUGUUGGACCAAUUAGAUCCUUCUUUUAUGUACACUCAGAUUCUCAAAGAGAUCUUACUAAUUAUCAAAUUCAACCAGAAUCACAUUCAAGAUUAUUUUGAUCACUGUCGUGAUGCUUUUGCAGGUAAUACAAAAGAAAUCGAAAAUAUCAAACGAUUAGAAGCUGAAUACCACAGCAAAACGCCGAUCUAUUGGUAUACCUGUAACAUGUUCCUGUAUCCCAUGCUCAAUCGUGCAUUACGAUUGAUGAGCGGUAAUAUCAUUAUACAUAUGGGUUUCUUCAUUGCUGAUCUCCAUCGACAGAUUGAACAACUGCAUAAGGAACAAUAUGCUAGGACAACUGCUGCUAACACCUUUACCAUUUACCGUGGUCAAGGUUUAUCUACAGGAGAUUUUGAACAAAUGAGCAAAACUAAAGGUGGCCUUAUUUCAUUCAACAAUUUCUUAUCUACCAGUAAAGAUCGUGAAGUUUCCUAUGCUUUUGCUGAAAGCAAUCAGGCCAAUCCAGAUCAAGUCGGUGUACUUUUUAUUAUGAAGAUUAAUCCUGCUCAAUCAACAACACCAUUUGCUUCCAUUGCUGGUAUUAGCUACUUCGAAGGAGAAGAGGAAGUCUUAUUUUCGAUGCAUAGUGUUUUUCGUAUACAGGAUAUUAAACACAUGAAUGAAAAUAAUCGUUUAUAUGAAGUUAAUUUGACACUUACUACUGACAAUAAUGCAGAAUUAAGCAGACUUACUGAUUACAUUCGAAAAGAGAGUUCUCCAGAUGAAGAAGGAUGGCACAGAUUGGGUACUGUACUAAUUAAAAUGGGUCAGUUUGACAAAGCUGACGAUAUUUAUCAACUUUUACUUGAUCAAACACAGAAUGAUAAGGGCAAAGCAGAUAUUUAUCAUCGACUUGGUGUUAUCAAAGCUAGUCAAGGAAAAUAUGAAGAAGCACUUACAUUCUAUAAAAAAUCACUUGCUAUCAGACAAAAAACUCUUCCUCCCAAUCAUCCUGAUCUGGCUUCUUCCUACAACAACAUUGGUUUAGUGCAUGACAGCAUGGGUAAUUAUCCUAAAGCACUUUCUUAUUUUGAAAAAGCCCUUG